AUGUCUUCAUACAAGAGAAGUAAUGAGGCCUCUAAGGAAGUUGACGCGGUCAGCGAGGAGAAUUCCUUCCAGAAAAAUGAUCCCAUUUCCACCCUUGUCAAACCAGACCUACCCCCAGAAGGAGGCGCUCGUGGAUGGAUUUGCGUGGUUGGAGCAUUCAUCUGCUUAUUUUGCACUUUUGGCUUUUUAAAUGCAAUCGGUGUUUUUCAAACGUAUUACGCAGAGCAUUCUCUGAGCGGCUAUAGCUCUUCCGAUAUCUCAUGGAUCUUCGCGGUCCAGCUAUGUUUGAUGUGGGCACUGGGGCCCCUCUAUGGUCGACUUCUCGAUACCUUCGGUCCUGGACCGGUACUUUACCCAUGCAGCGUGCUCUGCGUGUUAGGUCUAUGCAUGACAAGUCUGGCAGAUGAAUACUAUCAAAUAUUCCUUGCGCAGGGGCUUUGUUUUGGAAUCGGUGCCGGAGGUGUCUUCACAUCCGCAAUGGUUUGUGUUGGCCAGUGGUUUGUCAAAAGACGAGGGUUGGCCCUCGGUAUCGCGGCGUGCGGCUCAAGCACUGGUGGAGUAAUUUUCCCUAUCUUUCUCAAUCGUAUCGUUCAAGAGAAGGGCUUCUAUGGUGCUGUGCGCUACACUGCUUUAUUCAUUGGCAUUCUAUUGGCGGGAUCCUGCUUUAUGGUACGAUCGAGACUGCCGCGGAAAGCAUGGGAUGGGAAAGCGCCAUGGUUCGACUUGUCUCUAUUGAAGGAAAAGCAAUUCGCCUUCUACAGUCUUGGCGCCUUUUUUGUUAUGUGGGGACUCUGGGGUCCAUUCGAUUACCUCCCUAGUAUGGCCCAGGAAGAGGCUGGUUUCUCUCCGAAUCUUGCGCUUUAUUUGAUCUCGAUCAUCAAUGCGACCUCCAUACCCGGCCGUAUCAUUCCUCCGCAUAUUGCAGAUCAUAUUGGCCAUUUCAAUGUUGUCACAGGGUGCGCAUUCGCGACUGGAAUCGCAAUGCUCUGCCUCUGGCUACCCUUUCACUAUCACCCGUCCCAUGCAGGAAUUAUCAUUUUUGCCCUUGUUUACGGAUUUGUGACAGGAGCCGUUGUCUCCUUGCUCAUGCCUUGCGUUGCCAAAUCCGGGAAGCUGGAAACACUCGGACUUCGAUUCGGAACAUUCCAAAUGGUUAUCUCUCUUGCAUGUCUGACUGGUCUUCCCAUAAUGGGCGCGAUCCUCAAAAGUGGCGCAAAGGACUUUGCUGGCCUGGAAAUCUUUGCUUCGGUUUCUGCGCUACUCGGCGCUAGUUUACUAGCUAUUUCGACUCAUCUUAUGGCCAAAUCGCGUGGGACUUGGCGAAUCUAA
Molecule: messenger RNA, 1329 nt
Organism: Penicillium soppii
Lineage: Eukaryota; Fungi; Ascomycota; Eurotiomycetes; Eurotiales; Aspergillaceae
Product: MCT family MFS transporter
Exons: 5
Coding region: 1-1329 (442 amino acids)
Biological process (GO): transmembrane transport
Cellular component (GO): fungal-type vacuole membrane
Molecular function (GO): transmembrane transporter activity
Source: RefSeq, a predicted model, not a curated record